UAUUCGGAUUGUCUUAUAUCGACAAAUUUGUUUUCUUUAAGUUGUGUGCUUUCCAUAGAGAAGAAAAGUAAGCAUCUAAUCUAAAAGGUAGAUCAGAAAAAUAGAGGCGAAAACAUUUAAGUAAUUCUACAGAAUAAAGAUUUCAAAACAGGCGAUCGGAAUCAUAUCAUCCAAAUUAAGAAAAGUAAUGAAAUGGUUUAAAAAAUUGAAAUGUAACUAUAAAUGCUAGUAAAGCCCAAUCAGAUUAUAUUAGAGAAAACCAUCGUCGAUAAUUUUUUACUACUCUUUUUUGUGUGUUUUAUUUAGUUACAGUAUUUUUAACUAUUAUACUAUGUAAUUAUCGAAAAAAUGUGUAAAUGAAGACAGGUAUUAAAAGACAAAAACAAAGAAAGCAGACAAAAAAAAAACUUGCAAAUAAACAAAGCGUCCGCUUUGCGUAGCUGCUGCAAAAGACAAAAGAAAUAAUUCAUUUGGAUUCAUUGGAUUUUCUUGCGUGUGCGCGUGUAUAUGUUGAAAUAUAAACUGCAAAACAAAAGAUAAAUUAACUGAUUAAAAAACAGGAAACUCUUAAGCAGGCAAAUAAUAGAUUGCGUGGCUGGUAAUUAAGAAAAAAAUUUUAAAGCUGAAAAUAAAAUAAAAACCACAAAAAACAAGAAUGGAUCGUGGGCGUUACUCUUAUGUAAGACCGAACGGUGGUGGUCGCAACAAUCAUCAUAAUAAUCAUUCGAAUUCAUCAUUAUCGUCGUCCUCGUCAUCCUCUCUAUCGUCAGCAAUAAAUAAUCACUACGACAAUCAUCAUAUGCCAACAAAUCGUAAUUCAAACAAUUCAAUCAGUAGUAACUUACACUACAACAAUACAUCAUCUUCAGCAGUAUAUUCACAACAUAUGAGCAAUAAUAAUAACACCAAUAAUACCAAUAUUAAUAAUGUGACCCGCGAAUCGUUAACACAACAUGACGAAUUGAUUCGUUACAUUAGAGAAGCAUGGACAAAGGUCAGCGAGCAAGGCACUCCAGUGGUUAACUGCAACGACUCGGAUAAUCAGUUGAAAAAUUUUAAACCAUUUAACCUGGAAGAGUACUGGGGUCGUCGAGUUGUGCAAAACAUACACGUUUCCUCUCACGGACAUCAAUAAACUCCAAUGUCAAUAAAACAAUAGCGACCGAAAAAUUCA
This is a messenger RNA of Glossina fuscipes, 1174 nucleotides long. Its product is annotated as myb-like protein D. NCBI's taxonomy places the organism in Eukaryota, Metazoa, Arthropoda, Insecta, Diptera, Glossinidae. The transcript has 3 exons. The record is from RefSeq and is a predicted model, not a curated record. The coding region runs from base 656 to 1135 and encodes 159 amino acids.